Messenger RNA from Raphanus sativus (radish), 788 nucleotides. RefSeq names its product vacuolar-processing enzyme delta-isozyme-like. Bases 13 to 561 code for a protein of 182 amino acids. Lineage: Eukaryota; Viridiplantae; Streptophyta; Magnoliopsida; Brassicales; Brassicaceae. Gene Ontology annotation, molecular function: cysteine-type endopeptidase activity. Gene Ontology annotation, biological process: vacuolar protein processing. The record is from RefSeq and is a predicted model, not a curated record. The transcript has 4 exons.
AGAGUUCUGACAAUGUCUUUUCUUGGCCACUUUCAACUUCUUGUUUUUCUUUAUGCUCUGCUCCUUCUCUCAGCAGAAUCUCGCAAAACACAAGUAUUUCAUGAUACUGAAUCUAAUGACGAUGGUGAAGCAGGCACAAGAUGGGCUUUACUGGUGGCUGGAUCGAAAGGAUAUGAAAACAACAGGCAUCAGGCUGAUAUAUGCCAUGCAUAUCAACUACUGCGUAAAGGCGGUCUACAAGAUGAAAAUAUCAUUGUAUUCAUGUAUGAUGAUAUUGCCUUUAACCCUAAGAAUCCUAGGAGUGGAGUUAUCAUUAACAGACCCGGUGGAGAGAAUGUUUAUCAUGGAGUUCAUAAGGACUAUACUGGUGGCGCUGUGAAUGUGGACAAAUUUUUCAGUGUGUUACUAGGAAACGAAAGUGGAGUCACAGGAGGAAGUGGAAAAGUUGUGAAAAGUGGUCCACUCAUAUACUAUGCGGACCAUGAGCUUACGGGUUCCUAUCAAUGCCCACUGGUGACGGACUCUAUGCAGAAGAUUUCAUCAAAGUUCUGGAGAAGAUGAAUAUCCUAAAAAGAUACAAAAAGAUGGUAUGCAUUAAUAACUCCAGUCUUUCAUUACCAUCCCUCUAGUAUUUUUCUAUAUACUGUUCUGUUAUUGAACCUUUGAAGUAUGUUAUGUCAGAUGAUAUAUAUCGAAGCAUGUGAGUUUGGGACUAUGUUUGAUCACUUUUUGCAUGUUUACGUGAGUAUAAAUCAUGCCUAUUUAGUGUUAAAAAAUAACAACCAUUG